GGUGAAAUGCCCCGAGAUGUGCCACUACAGCUUCUCACUACAUAUCCUCAAGGUGCAGGAUUUCCAUUUUUCACUUGGGCACAACUGUUCUUUACCAAUGCGAAUCAGGAGAUUGUUGGUUGGUUCAAAGGAAAUGGAGAUUUUGGCAAACCCUCAUUCUACACACAACAAGACAUUUCUAAAAUGAUGAAACCGCUUCCAUAUGUUACAUUGAGCAGAGUUCAUGACUGCCUUGGUAAAAUUCACAAAUUUCUCACGAAAAACGAUCCAGAAUUCCGAUGUGGGCUCAUAUGGAAAGGCAAAAAUCAUCUUGAGAUUUUUGCUAAGGUCGUAAGUUUGUAA
Cylicostephanus goldi is the source of this 342-nucleotide messenger RNA. The record is from the annotation of a GenBank genome assembly. NCBI's taxonomy places the organism in Eukaryota, Metazoa, Nematoda, Chromadorea, Rhabditida, Strongylidae.